Molecule: messenger RNA, 3375 nt
Organism: Patella vulgata (common limpet)
Lineage: Eukaryota; Metazoa; Mollusca; Gastropoda; Patellidae
Product: homeobox protein MOX-2
Exons: 4
Coding region: 1656-2435 (259 amino acids)
Biological process (GO): positive regulation of transcription by RNA polymerase II
Cellular component (GO): nucleus
Molecular function (GO): RNA polymerase II cis-regulatory region sequence-specific DNA binding; DNA-binding transcription factor activity, RNA polymerase II-specific
Source: RefSeq, a predicted model, not a curated record
AUAUAGGCAAGUCGUGUAUAUAUGUACGUAUAUCAUGCUACUGUAAACGAGUAUAUUUAUUUACUUUACAGUAGGCAGUCAACCAAGAUUUGGGAAACGAACGGGUUUCAAUUACAGAUUCCUUCUCGAGUUCCGCUUCUCGUCAUUACCCGGUUCAGAUUUCAUUUUGAUGGGAGGUGGUGACAGGCCUGGCAAAACCCGCCAAAUCUCACAAUUUCUCGCUGCUUCUCUCACUGGCUAUAAUUGACAACGACAAGCCGACAAGAUCGCGAAGAAUCGUUUCAUCUCAUGCGGCUACUUAAACAGUUCGCUACAUCGUAUUGAAAGUGUUUCUUAAUUCUGUGUUCCGGUAAUAUAACAGCUAUAUUCGACGUCGUGGGGUUUAAUUCAUAGUGACAAACUAUCUAUGAUAACUUAGCAGUAAAUAUCGAGAUAACUUUUCACUAGUUUUAACGCGGUGUGCGUACACCAAACCAUUUGUUGAAAGAAGAUUAUACCCAAAAAAACUGCGACUUUAUUUUUAGUGGAAGGAAUCAUAUUCAGGUCAUUACGUUUGUUUGUAAAAACUCUGCGAUUUGUCAGUGCAACCAGCAGACAUUUUACAAGAAUAUCAUUCUUCGGAAAUCGUCAACGUCAUCUAAGAAUUUAAUUUGCCGACGUCAUCAUUGUGUUGAUUCUAAUCGCAGCAGACAAUUUUGACAACAAGGGGCGAAAAACCCGAAAUAUAUUUUGAACGAAACUUGAAAUCUGAAUAUCUGAUAAGUUCUGAGUUAUUCGUAAACAGUGAAUUUGUCAGAAACGUGCAGAAGUGACGUAUGAAAUGUGUGCAGUUUCAUAAUAGUGAUUAUAUAGCACGCCAUAUUGUAUCGUAUACCCCCCAAGACUGAAGUAGCGAGAAAUCUCUAAAGACUGAAACCUUGGACUAUAGCAGAUCUGGAAAAGUCAUCAGCAACCAAGGGAAGGAUUGGUCAACCACAGGGGGUAUUCUAGACGGUAAUGAGGUCCCACAGGAGAGAUAUCCCUCCGCCAUUGUGAUGGAUAGAACCACUGUAUACUGACAGGGUACCAAUCAGAAAUACUUAAGAAGACUCGGAGGGGUGCCGACCCUAACGACUAUAUUAUCAAUUGUCUCCACACAGCACCAGUACUAAGCUGAAAGUCAACGAGUUUAGCAUCUGUGUCUGAAUCAAGCUGGCCUUGUUGUUGUUACUUGUUGUACGCUGGUGUAGACGAAUUUGAUCGAGUUAGACAGACAAGCCAUCAGGAAAUAGAAGAAUAUUUUAAGUGACGGAUUGACUGUAUCGUGAUAUAUAUAUUAGAGAUUUUGAAAUAGUGAUACCCUUGUGCUUGUCGGUGCUGUGCAUCAUACCGAUAUACACCGUGAGGUUUAUUGGAGUUGAAUAAGACUUUGAGUGGGAUUUCAACAACUUUCUUUUUAUCGAAAACUUUGAGAUUCGUCUUGUAUUUUUUCGUGAAUGAACAGCUGAUUCCACGCUGAUCAGAACCUUUAUAAAAAUACGAUCCAUGCAGCUGUAAUGUCAUUUAUUAUUUUCUGACGUUAAGAUUCACGGCAUAUGAAAUAAUUGUAGGUAACUUUUUUUAAAAACAGUUGGAAGGAAUCUAAAUCAUAGUGUCUAGUGUUAUUGAAAGCCAAGAUGGAGGAUCCGGAAAGAAUGAAUGCUCGCGCUAAUCAAGGUUUUGCGAGUAAUUACAACAUGAGUCGUUUUAUUCAGAGACCGAAUCCGUUUGAUUGUAUGCACGGUGGAAUGGGAGUAGGAGGAAACAUUGGGUACUCAUCGUAUCCCCCGGAAUGGGGAUUCAUGCACGGUUCCUACCCGACUACAAACAUUAACAGAGAAAGACACACUCCUCCGCCGACCCAGUAUCAUCCGCCGAUGUCAAAAGACUAUGGUAUAAAUAAUGGACUAAGUGGUUCGUAUCCCUCUCCCCCCGUGGGAAGGGGGGUAUAUGAUACGACUCCAUCCUAUAAUAAUAAUAUUAGUAAUUCCCCACCUCGUCAGACGACCUGUAUAACUCCAGAUAUUGAUAGAAAGGAUAACAAACAAAGAGAUUCACCGGAUCCCUAUAAACUAGAUUUAUCGGUGAAACCCCGGAAAGAAAGAACAGCCUUUACAAAACAACAAAUAACAGAAUUAGAAAAAGAAUUUAAUAUGCAUAAUUAUCUGACAAGAUUAAGACGAUAUGAAUUAGCUGUUGGACUAGAUUUAACAGAAAGACAGGUAAAAGUCUGGUUUCAGAACAGAAGAAUGAAAUGGAAGAGAGUUAAGGGCACUAAAGUAGCUAAAGAUCGUGUCGAUGGCCAGAUUAAGCCGAUCAUGGGCUCGAAUAUCUCAUCAACCAGUAACAACCUGGCGGACGACGAUGAUACAAUGAAUUCUAAUGACAUGGAUUGUCUCGGUGAUGAGAAAUUUUAAUACCGGAUUUAUGUUAGGAGUUAAAACUAAGGCUGUUAUGUCUAAACACUAAAUAUAGCAAUAGAUUGGAUUCGUAUUGACCGUUUAAAAAAGAAAAAAAAUGUGUUCCAAUGGAAACCAAUAUUUAACACUCUGUAAUAUACAUGUAUCUGCAAAUGUACGUGUGAAUGUGUACCAGGUUUGACGUCCGCUUCGGACGGUUAUAUCACAGGCAAAAUACCUUGUCCUAAUGAAGGUGCCCGAACGUAUACAUUUAGCAUGGACGUAUAUUAAACAAUUUUAUGACUUUCGUUUUUAAAGCGAAAGUAGAAACUGUUACAUGUGUUCCGGGAUAUGUUCCCAGGGACAGAAAUGAAAAGACAGUAAAGAAAGAAAUUUUUGUCUCAGACAACUAAGUGUUCAGUGCAUUUACAUUUAUCAUGGACGUAUAUUAAACAAUUUUAUGACAUUCGUUUUUAAAGCGAAAGUAGAAACUGUUCCAUGUGUUCCGGGAUAUGUUCCCAGGGACAGAAAUGAAAAGACAGUAAAGAAAGAAAUUCUUGUCUCUUAAAACCAAGUGUUCCGUGCAUUUGCAUUUAUCAUGGGGACGCAUAUCAAAUAAUUUUAUGACAUUUGUUUUUAAAGCGAAAGUAGAAUCUGUUACAUGUGUUACGGGAUAUGUGCCCCUGGGUUAGAAAUGAAAAAACAGUAAUGGAAAAACAUUGAACAACGUUUCUUGUCUCAUAAAACCAAGUGUUCGGUGCAAUAUACGUCUGUAUUCGAGAUAAAUUGUAAGACACGAAAGGCUUGAAUAUAUCACCAAUGACAUCAGAGAAAUAAUGACCGCUUUUAAAUCAUGCUGAUGGAAGUCUGUUUUGGACGUUAUGUAUUGAACAUUAUAAUGAUAAAAUACUAAUUUUGUCGUUGACAUUUGUCUUAUAAUAAAACCUAUAUAUUCGUA